UGCAGAUCUCCCAUUUGCACCAAAACAAGAAGAAGAAAAAGGAGAGAAAAAGAAGUGCAUUUUUCUUUUUUUCCUUCUUGUUGCCUCAUAAGGUGAGAGGUGUGAAGUAGAGAAGAGGUUGUGAGGCUACUAGACCAUACUAUAUAUAGAAAUGGCAGAAGAUCAAAGUGUAGUUACAAAUGAAAAUUUUGAUUCAUCUGAAGCAAACGAUGAUAAGUGUACCCGGACUCUUGACGCUGCAAAGACUCCUCAUCCACGACCUACGUCUUUUGAUCAGAAUUUGAUGUUUAUUGAAGCUUGGGAACAUUUGAGACGGUCGGUUGUUUAUUACAAGGGACAAGCAGUUGGUACCAUGGCUGCACUUGAUAAUGCAUCAGGUGCACUCAACUAUGAUCAGGUUUUUGUCAGAGAUUUUGUCCCCAGUGCUUUAGCACACUUGAUGAAGGGAGAGCUAGAAAUAGUGAAAAACUUUCUACUGAGGACUCUCCAUCUUCAGUUGUCGGUGAAAGGCAUUGAUCGCUUCGCACUUGGACAAGGACUCAUGUCAGCCAGCUUCAAAUUUCUGCACAGCUUCAAAGUUCUGCACAAUCCUGUGAGGGGCGUUGAUACCUUGAUUGCAGAUUUUGGAGAAACUGCCAUUGGAAGAGUUGCUGGGGUUGAUUCUGGGUUUUGGUGGAUCAUCCUCCUACACGCCUAUACAAGGGCAACUGGGGACUAUUCCUUAUCUCAUAGACCGGAAUGCCAGAAUGGAAUGAAGCUGAUACUGUCUGUGUGUCUGGCUGAAGGGUUUGAUACAUUCCCAACGCUUCUUUGUGCUGAUGGUUGUGGCAUGGCUGACCGCAGAAUGGGAGUUUAUGGCUACCCAAUUGAGAUUCAAGCACUGUUUUUCAUGGCACUGAGGUGUGCAGUUCACCUCCUUCAAGAAGAUGAUGGGAAGGAGUUCAUUAUGAGGAUUGAAAAACGAUUACAGGCAUUGACCUACCAUAUGCGUAGUUACUUCUGGCUUGAUUUUCAGCAACUGAACAACAUAUACCGGUACAAGACAGAGGAGUAUUCGCAUACUGCUGUCAACAAGUUCAAUGUCAUUCCUGACUCCAUUCCAGACUGGGUUUUCGACUUCAUGCCAAUGAAAGGAGGAUACUUCAUUGCUAAUGUUAGUCCGGCCAGAAUGGACUUCCGGUGGUUUGUUUUAGGCAACUGUGUUGCGAUUCUGUCUUCCCUUGCAACUCACAAUCAGUCUAUGGCCAUACUGGAUCUCAUUGAAGAAAGGUGGGGAGAGCUUGUAGGCAAAAUGCCUCUUAAGCUCUCUUAUCCAGCUUUGGACAUUCAUGGCUGGUCCAUAGAAACCGGCAGUGACCCCAAAAAUACAAGAUGGAGCUAUCACAAUGGGGGAUCAUGGCCAGGUCUCUUGUGGUUGGUUACUGCAGCCUGCAUCAAAACCGGACGGCCAGAGAUAGCGAGAAAGGCGAUAGAGCUAGCUGAGCAGCGGCUGUCCAAGGAUGAUUGGCAAGAAUACUAUGAUGGAAAGGAGGGCUGCUACGUGGGGAAACAGUCUAGGAGACUGCAGACAUGUUCCAUUGCUGGGUACUUGGUUUCCAAGAUGUUACUUGAGGAGCCCUCACAUCUUGGGAUCAUUGCUCUCGAGGAAGACGAGAAAAUCAAGCCCACUACUAUUACUCGCUCAACCACAUUGCCUACUAAGUUCCGGGGCUAUCCUUGAAACUUUUUCAUCAUCAUCUUCCCUGUGAUUUUCACAAUGCAUUCAUGAUUUAUUUAUUCACUUUCAUGUGACACUGCCGAUCAUAUGAGCUCUGGUGGAACUAGUUUUUUCUAGCAAUUAACCAUCUGAAUCUGAAUUAGUGAUUUGUGC
This is a messenger RNA of Vitis vinifera (wine grape), 1870 nucleotides long. RefSeq names its product probable alkaline/neutral invertase F. Gene Ontology annotation, molecular function: sucrose alpha-glucosidase activity; endo-alpha-N-acetylgalactosaminidase activity. The coding region runs from base 152 to 1720 and encodes 522 amino acids. Lineage: Eukaryota; Viridiplantae; Streptophyta; Magnoliopsida; Vitales; Vitaceae. Gene Ontology annotation, biological process: sucrose catabolic process. The transcript is spliced from 5 exons. The record is from RefSeq and is a predicted model, not a curated record.